Molecule: messenger RNA, 237 nt
Organism: Alternaria viburni
Lineage: Eukaryota; Fungi; Ascomycota; Dothideomycetes; Pleosporales; Pleosporaceae
Exons: 2
Coding region: 1-237 (78 amino acids)
Source: RefSeq, a predicted model, not a curated record
AUGCAGCGCAACAUCGUCAUCUUCCUCAUCAUCCUCAUCCUCUUCAUCCUCAUCGCCGCCAUCGCAUACCUCAUCUACUACCUGCAGACGCGCAUGGCUGUCGGCGGCACUGCGUCGUCUGUUUCGGAUAUGACUGAGAACGUAGAGAAGGACGAUGUGGUUCGCAUUUACAUCGGCGUUACAGGCAGUUGCGGUUGCAUGGCUAUGCGACUUGCGCCUUGGAGUUUGAACUUAUAA